AUGGGAAUUCUUGAAAAGAUUGCUGAAAUUGAAAGAGAAAUAUCUCGUACUCAAAAAAAUAAAGCAACUGAAUAUCACCUUGGCUUAUUAAAAGCAAAACUAGCAAAAUAUAGAGUGCAGCUUUUGGAACCAUCAAAGGGCUCUAGUGCAAAAGGUGAAGGGUUCGAUGUUAUGAAAUCUGGGGAUGCACGAGUUGCAUUAAUUGGAUUUCCUUCAGUUGGUAAAUCAACUUUACUUAAUCGACUCACCAAGACUCAUUCUGAAGCUGGUGCAUAUGAAUUCACCACUUUAACAUGUAUCCCGGGCAAGAUUGAAUACAAUGGAGCGAAUAUUCAAUUACUUGAUUUACCUGGAAUUAUUGAAGGAGCUUCACAAGGUAAAGGUAGAGGAAGACAAGUAAUUGCUGUUGCGAGGACUGCAGAUUUAAUAUUGAUUAUGUUGGAUGCUACAAAAACCACACAACAAAAAAUGUUAUUAGAACGUGAAUUAGAAGCUGUGGGGAUUAGAUUAAAUAAAGAAAAACCAAAUGUUUAUUUCAAGGUUAAGAAAGGUGGUGGCAUUAGCUUUAAUGCCACUGUUAAAUUAAAUCAUUUAAAUGAAAAAAUGGUUUAUCAUAUUUUACAUGAUUACAAAAUCUUUAAUGCAGAAGUUUUGGUUAGAGAAGAUGUUACAGUGGAUGAAUUUAUUGAUGUGUGCUAUAACAAGAUUGAUUCUAUUACUUUGGAAGAAUUGGAUAAAUUAGCUCACGAGCCUAAUUCAUUAGUCAUUAGUUGUGAAAUGGAUUUGAACCUUGAUUUUCUUGUUGAUCAGAUUUGGAAGAAUUUAAAUUUAUUAAGAGUUUACACUAAAAAAAGAGGAGAAUAUCCUGAUUUUGGGAGUGGUUUAAUUGUUAGGAGAGGUGCAACUGUUGAACAUGUGUGUCAUGUCAUUCAUCGUUCCUUAGUUGAUGAAUUCAAAUAUGCUUUGGUUUGGGGAAUUUCUACUAAACAUAAUCCACAAAAAGUGGGUUUAACACAUAUUGUAGAAAAUGAGGAUGUUAUUCAAGAAUAUCCUGAUUUUGGGAGUGGUUUGAUUGUUAGGAGAGGUGCAACUGUUGAACAUGUGUGUCAUGUAAUUCAUCGUUCUUUAGUUGAUGAAUUCAAAUAUGCUUUGGUUUGGGGAAUUUCUACUAAACAUAAUCCACAAAAAGUGGGUUCAACACAUAUUGUAGAAAAUGAAGAUGUUAUUCAAGAAAUACAUGAAAAAACAAACAUACCUCUCCGUACAGUUGAGAACAACUUAAAAAAACUAAAAGAAACCGGAUCUACUAAACAUAAUCCACAAAAAGUGGGUUCAACACAUAUUGUAGAAAAUGAAGAUGUUAUUCAAGGAUCAAUUAAAAAUGAUUAUUUAUUGUCUCAUGUAAUUCCUAUUAAUAGCUGA
Molecule: messenger RNA, 1422 nt
Organism: Entrophospora sp. SA101
Lineage: Eukaryota; Fungi; Glomeromycota; Glomeromycetes; Entrophosporales; Entrophosporaceae
Source: the annotation of a GenBank genome assembly